Messenger RNA from Cucurbita maxima (winter squash), 1951 nucleotides. RefSeq names its product histone-lysine N-methyltransferase ASHH3. Gene Ontology annotation, molecular function: histone H3K36 methyltransferase activity; protein binding. The record is from RefSeq and is a predicted model, not a curated record. Gene Ontology annotation, biological process: regulation of DNA-templated transcription. Gene Ontology annotation, cellular component: nucleus; chromatin. The transcript is spliced from 13 exons. Lineage: Eukaryota; Viridiplantae; Streptophyta; Magnoliopsida; Cucurbitales; Cucurbitaceae. Bases 431 to 1477 code for a protein of 348 amino acids.
GACAACUCUUCCGCGACCUGCGUCAUCUUCUUCGAUACACCGACCAACUCUGCUCCCUCACUCAUUUCUCUCUUCUGCUCAAAUCUCUGCAUUUUCAUUUUCUUCCCAUGGCCACAACCUCUCCACCCAGUUAGUUUGACGAUUGGCUGGGAAAGAAUUGCUGUCGCAUGUUUUUCCACUCGUAUGUUGUGGUGGUGGUACACGGAAGUUCGUGUUAUUCGGUGCCUUUACUGACCACGUUUCAAUUAACAUCACAUGCAAACUCUUUGCUCUUACGUGUUGGAUUAUAUGUCCAACUUUCUCCUAAUUUUAAAAGCUAACCUACAGGUUUGAUUACGUCAACAAAUGAUUAAUCUUUUCCUGUGUGGCAACCCUUUCUGAGUCAUGCCUGCUAUAAAAAAGUCGGAUUGGGAAUGUUUUCCACAAGUUGAUGAGGCAGAUUGGAAAUCCAGUUGACUUUGAACUUCCUGAUUGGUUUAGUAAAUGGAAGCCUUUGCCGUAUACCUUCAUUAGGCGUAAUGUCUACCUCACAAAGAAAUUUAAAAGACGGAUUGAGGAUGAUGGGAUAUUUUGUUCCUGUAGCCCUACAUCAGGAUCUCCAGGUGUCUGCGAUAGAGAUUGCCAUUGUGGGAUGCUGUUGUCUAGCUGUUCUUCAGGCUGCAAGUGUGGGAUUUCAUGUCUCAACAAACCAUUUCAGCACCGGCCUGUGAAGAAGAUGAAACUGGUCGAGACUGAGAAAUGCGGUUCUGGGAUUGUAGCUGAUGAAGAUAUCAAACAUGGAGAGUUUGUAAUAGAAUAUGUAGGCGAAGUAAUUGAUGACAAAACAUGUGAAGAAAGGCUAUGGAACAUGAAGCAUCGUGGAGAGACAAACUUCUAUCUAUGCGAGAUCAAUCGAGAUAUGGUAAUUGAUGCCACAUACAAGGGUAAUAAGUCGAGAUAUAUAAAUCAUAGUUGUUGUCCCAAUACGGAGAUGCAAAAAUGGAUUAUAGAUGGAGAGACGAGAAUUGGCAUAUUUGCAACUCAAGACAUACAGAAGGGCGAGCAUCUAACUUAUGAUUAUCAGUUUGUUCAGUUUGGUGCCGAUCAAGAUUGUCAUUGUGGUGCUGUUGGCUGCAGAAGAAAGCUGGGUGUAAGACCUACGAAGCCAAAGAUAUCUUCGGAUGCUGCGUUGAAACUUGUAGCUUGCCAGGUGGCUGUAUCUUCACCUAAGCUGAAAGCAAUCUUGUCUGGAAGAGAUGUUAUCAGAAAUGGAACUUUGCAUGUAGGAAGUUCAAAACAGGCACGCAGCCAGCAAGUGGUGCACGCCUAUAAUUGCAUUGGUGAGGUCAUUUGGAUUGCUCGCCCCUUCAGUGGAAGGUCUUUUGGUAUUAUAAAGAGAUUUGAUCAAUAUUCCAGAAAACACUCCAUCAUGUUUGAAGACGGCAAUGUAGAAUUUCUUGACAUGUCAAAAGAGGAUUGGGAAUUCGCAAGGCUGUGAUAAGAGUUGUAGAGGGUAUGCAGAGUGCAGCAUUAACGUGAGAAUCAGCAACAUGAAUACACACAUUCACUUACCUUUUGGGAAACUAAGCAAGGAAGGGCAGAAGGGUUCCUCUCUCAGGCCAUUGUAGUAAGCAAAACUUCUUCUGAUGAUGCUGGACUCUUAAUUGAAACCUGAAAUCUGAAAAAAGUAGAAAGGAAAAGGGUAAAAAAAGAUGAUGAUUGUGAUAUUGUAUUGUUGGUGAGAAUGUUGUAUGAUAUGUAAUACUGUUCUUUUACAUUACAAAAAAGAAUAAGGACUCGCCCAAAUCGACUUGGUUAGGUUAGUAUAGUUUUGGAAUUAUUUUUGAACGGUCUUCUAUUCCUCAUCAUACCAACUGUUGUAAAGUGUAUUGAUUGUGUAGCUCUCUCCCUCUGCCUGUUAAUGUCAUUCAGUGGCAUUGCUUAUUAAUCCAUUCGUAACACAUUUACUACC